AUGACUUUUCGAAACACCAAACGCGUAUCCAAGUAUGUGGGCAUCGCCUGGCUGUUUCUGCUGGCUUUCGUGAUUAUUGUGCGGGUCACGAACCUGGCCCUGGGCAGUGUGCAGCCGGAGGCGGUGAUGCUGACCUUCAUGAUGACCCUGCCCUUCACCCUGGGUAUUACCGGCGCUUUCAUUGGCGGAACGGCAGCCUACGACUAUUUUGCCGGCCGCAGCCGAGCCGGAGCCAACCCCGCCGCUUGA
Molecule: messenger RNA, 249 nt
Organism: Geodia barretti
Lineage: Eukaryota; Metazoa; Porifera; Demospongiae; Tetractinellida; Geodiidae
Source: the annotation of a GenBank genome assembly